AUGCCUGCGCUCGAGAGCCCAGGUAACGACGACUCGAGACUGCUCCUCGUCUCGAACAGACUGCCUAUCACGAUCAAACGCUCCGAUGAUGGCAAAUAUGACUUUUCUAUGUCUUCUGGGGGCCUGGUCAGCGGGCUGAGCGGGCUGUCAAAGUCCACGACCUUCCGGUGGUAUGGCUGGCCUGGAUUGGAGGUGCCUGAAGACGAGAUCCCAGUGGUGGAGAAGCGUCUGAAUGACGAAUAUGGGGCGAUUCCUGUCUUUAUUGACGAUGAGCUCGCGGAUCGACAUUACAAUGGCUUCUCAAAUUCGAUUCUGUGGCCGCUAUUCCACUAUCAUCCCGGUGAAAUCACGUUCGACGAGUCUGCCUGGGAAGCAUACAAGGAGGCCAAUCGCCUUUUCGCGAAGGCUGUUGCAAAAGAUGUGCAGGAUGGAGACUUGGUGUGGGUUCACGACUACCACCUGAUGUUGCUGCCCGAGAUGCUGCGGGAGGAGAUUGGAACCAGCAAGCAGAAUGUCAAGAUUGGAUUCUUCCUCCACACUCCUUUCCCCAGCAGCGAGAUUUACCGGAUCCUUCCGGUGCGAAAUGAACUACUCCUGGGUGUUUUGCAUUGCGACCUGAUUGGCUUUCACACCUACGACUAUACGAGGCACUUUUUGAGCAGUUGCUCCCGGCUCCUUGGUUUGACAACGACUCCCAAUGGGAUUGAAUUUCAGGGCAAGAUCGUCGCCGCGGGAGCUUUCCCCAUCGGGAUCGAUCCGGACAAAUUCAAGGAAGGGCUUCAGAAGGAAAAGGUGCAAAAGCGAAUUGCGAUGCUGGAGCAGAAAUUUCAAGGCGUGAAGCUUAUGGUUGGUGUCGAUCGCCUUGAUUAUAUCAAAGGUGUUCCCCAGAAGCUACAUGCGCUGGAAGUUUUUCUCAGCGAUCAUCCUGAGUGGGUGGGCAAGGUAGUUCUUGUCCAAGUCGCGGUGCCGAGUCGACAGGAUGUGGAGGAGUAUCAAAACUUGCGCGCGGUCGUCAACGAACUCGUUGGAAGGAUCAAUGGCAAAUUUGGCACUGUGGAGUUUAUGCCCAUCCACUUCCUCCACAAGUCUGUGAACUUUGACGAGCUCAUUGCUUUGUAUGCUGUUUCCGACGCUUGCAUUGUCUCAUCCACAAGAGACGGUAUGAAUCUUGUCGCAUACGAAUACAUCGCAACUCAGCAAAAGCGCCAUGGCGUUCUAGUGCUUUCGGAGUUUGCAGGGGCCGCCCAAAGUCUCAAUGGCAGCAUCAUCGUCAAUCCGUGGAAUACGGAGGAGCUGGCUGCCGCAUAUCAAGAAGCUGUUACGAUGAGUGAUGAGCAAAAGGCUCUCAACUUUUCCAAGUUGGAUAAAUAUGUCUCAAAAUACACCAGUGCAUUUUGGGGCCAGUCAUUCGUCAGUGAGCUGAAGAGGAUCUCUGCGCAUUCGGAGAAGAAGGUUCAGCUCAGGAAAUCAUCUCUGCUUGUUCCUGGACAAAUUGCUCCACUGGCGAAUGGUGAGCAGGCGGACGAUAACGAAGCCGGCGAUAAUCAGGCCAGUGAUAACCAGGCCAAUGGUAACGAGGCCAGCGAUAACCAGGCCAGCAAUGAUCAGGCCGUGGAGUGA
Molecule: messenger RNA, 1620 nt
Organism: Rasamsonia emersonii CBS 393.64
Lineage: Eukaryota; Fungi; Ascomycota; Eurotiomycetes; Eurotiales; Trichocomaceae
Product: Alpha,alpha-trehalose-phosphate synthase (UDP-forming)
Exons: 5
Coding region: 1-1620 (539 amino acids)
Biological process (GO): trehalose biosynthetic process; cellular response to heat
Cellular component (GO): alpha,alpha-trehalose-phosphate synthase complex (UDP-forming); cytosol
Molecular function (GO): alpha,alpha-trehalose-phosphate synthase (UDP-forming) activity
Source: RefSeq, a predicted model, not a curated record